CCGGAUUGGAUCUUGUGAAACGUCAAAAGGCAUUCAAAUGGCGCGCUUUGAUGAGUCCUGAAUUUUAUUGUAAAUUUUAAUUGUUUUCAGACGUUUACAGUAAAAUUUAAGUUAAAGUGUAUGAAAUAAUUAAAAACAAUGGCAUCUAAUAAUAAAACAUUGUACCUGAUUGCAACCAAACUGGGUUUGGGUGAAGAAGAUAAAGUUUUAAAAAAAGCUGCAGAGUUUGAGAGGCUGCUACAAACAAAGAAUAUAGCGGGAAGCAAUAUAACUGAUACCAGUAAAAUUGUUAUCUGUUUGGACCUGGCUGCAAGUGUUCUGGGAGCAGACUUAGAUAUUAAAUCAGCAGUGAAAUACUCGGGACUAAAAACCUCAACUUACAAUAACACUAAGAAAGUUGUACAGAAUCUUCUAGAACUGAACAGUGAUAGACUGAGUACCAACAUGCUGUGUCUGACGCUGCAGUGCACUGGAGUACAGGAACUCGCCGACAGAAUACUUGCAGAAUACCAGCAGCAAGCUAAAGUGGAGGUGGACCUGAAUUUACCACAAUACGUCUGUAUGGCUGUCUAUCAGGCUUGCAGGCUAAACAAAGUGAAAGUAGCUAAAAGUAGAAUAAUAGAGAAAUCAAGACUGAAGCCUACACAGUGGACCAAGUUGGACGCCGACUGGACAAAGUUCACUGACCUCCACUUCGCCGCCGACAAAAAGAAGGGUCGACAAACUAAGAAAACUGCGGAAAAUGUUGAAACUGAAGAAUUAAUGGAGGUCGAUGUACCUAAAGUAGAUGAGGUUUUGGAAGAGAAAAUAGAGUCUUACGAAGACUGGAAGAAACGUAUGUUGGAGACAGCGUAUAUAGAGUUAAAAGAACUAGAGAAAAUUGAAAGGAAAAAUGUGACCCCCAGAAAAUCUCCUAGAAAGACUCCACAAAAGUUCGCCCCCUACAAAAGUCCUGUUAAAACUGGCGGCGUAAGACUAUUAUUCCCAUUAGAACUAUGAUUUAAAAAUAUUAUAGGUAAAGUUGCUAGCAAGUCAACCUAUACUGUCAUUUCACAUUGGAUUUUCGACUUUACACCCAAGCGAUAAAGUUGAAAAUGUUAUAAAGAAAUCGACAAGACUAGAUUGAUUCUG
Spodoptera exigua (beet armyworm) is the source of this 1131-nucleotide messenger RNA. The record is from the annotation of a GenBank genome assembly. Lineage: Eukaryota; Metazoa; Arthropoda; Insecta; Lepidoptera; Noctuidae.